GUCUCUUCUGCCCUGAGGGGGACCCCCCCACCCUUCUGCCCUGAGGGGGACCCCCCCACCCCUUGUUCCCACUUCAUUUUCCGUUAGCCAAAAUUAGUGAUUUAAAAAAAAUAAUAAUUGUAAAUUCCGUUUUAGUUUCUAAAACUUUUUUGUUUUAAAAAAAAAAAAACCUUUAAAAAACAAAUUAGUUUCUGGUGGGAGUGCGUGCUGGGUGGAAGAUGAAUACGGCUGCUAGUAGCUACCCGAUGGCGUCAUUGUAUGUGGGCGACCUACACCCUGAUGUCACCGAGGCCAUGUUAUAUGAGAAGUUCAGCCCUGCUGGGCCUGUACUCUCCAUCCGAGUCUGCAGGGAUAUGAUCACCCGUCGCUCCCUGGGAUAUGCCUAUGUCAACUUCCAGCAGCCAGCUGAUGCUGAGCGUGCUCUAGACACCAUGAACUUUGAUGUGAUCAAAGGCAAACCCAUCCGCAUUAUGUGGUCUCAGCGAGACCCCUCUCUGAGGAAGUCGGGGGUUGGGAAUGUCUUCAUCAAGAAUCUGGACAAAUCCAUAGACAACAAGGCACUUUAUGACACAUUCUCAGCAUUUGGGAAUAUCUUGUCCUGCAAGGUGGUGUGUGAUGAGAAUGGCUCUAAGGGCUACGCAUUUGUGCACUUUGAGACCCAGGAUGCUGCAGACAGAGCCAUCGAGAAGAUGAAUGGCAUGCUGCUAAACGACCGCAAAGUAUUUGUUGGGAGAUUCAAGUCCCGUAAGGAGCGGGAGGCUGAGCUGGGAGCCAAAGCAAAGGAGUUCACCAAUGUUUAUAUUAAAAAUUUUGGGGAUGACAUGGAUGAUGAGAGACUAAAGGAGCUCUUCAGCAAAUAUGGCAAGACACUGAGUGUUAAGGUGAUGACAGAUCCCACUGGAAAGUCCAAAGGCUUUGGGUUCGUGAGCUUCGAAAAACAUGAAGAUGCCAACAAGGCAGUGGAAGAAAUGAAUGGAAAGGAUAUUAAUGGAAAAAUGGUAUUUGUAGGCCGGGCACAGAAGAAAGUAGAGCGCCAGGCAGAGCUGAAACGGAAGUUUGAGCAGCUGAAACAAGAGAGAAUCAGCCGGUACCAGGGUGUUAAUCUGUACAUUAAGAACCUAGAUGACACUAUUGAUGAUGAAAAACUGAGGAAGGAGUUUUCACCUUUUGGGUCUAUUACAAGUGCCAAGGUGAUGCUGGAGGAUGGACGAAGCAAAGGGUUUGGCUUCGUCUGCUUUUCCUCUCCAGAAGAAGCUACCAAAGCCGUGACUGAGAUGAAUGGGCGUAUCGUGGGCUCCAAGCCAUUGUAUGUUGCGCUGGCACAGAGGAAAGAGGAGCGAAAGGCCCACCUCACUAAUCAGUAUAUGCAGCGCAUUGCCGGAAUGAGAGCCCUGCCUGCGAACACAAUCAUUAACCAGUUCCAGCCAGCUGCUGGGGGGUACUUCAUGCCUGCUGUGCCCCAGGCUCAGAGCAGACCCACUUACUAUUCACCCAAUCAGAUGACGCAGAUGAGACCUAACCCACGCUGGCAGCAAGGGGGGAGACCUCAAGGAUUCCAAGGAAUGCCGAAUGCCAUGCGCCAGUCCGGACCGCGCCCAGCACUGCGCCAUCUGGCUCCUACUGGCAAUGCUCAGGCCUCUCGUAGCCUCCCUGGUGCUGCCCAGAGAGUUGGCGUCGCCACUGCAGCUCAGAAUUUAGCCCCUCGUCCGCCUGUAACUGCCCCGGCUCCCAGAGCAGUUCCCCCUUAUAAAUAUGCCUCAACUGUCCGCAGCCCACACCCAGCAGUACAGCCUUUGCAGGCACCUCAGCCUGCAGUACACGUACAGGGACAGGAACCUUUAACUGCUUCUAUGCUAGCUGCUGCCCCUCCCCAGGAGCAGAAACAGAUGCUGGGAGAACGUUUGUUCCCCCUGAUCCAAGCUAUGCACCCCAGCCUUGCGGGGAAGAUCACAGGAAUGCUACUAGAGAUUGACAAUUCAGAGCUACUGCACAUGCUGGAGUCUCCAGAAUCCCUCCGGUCAAAGGUGGAGGAGGCUGUUGCAGUGUUGCAGGCUCACCAAGCCAAGAAAGAAGCUGCCCAGAAGGUGGGCGUGGUUGCUGCUACCUCUUAAACCAGGAAGACUGGAUGCAAAGAAGCCAAAUAACCCCUUCACAGACAUCAGCUGAAGAUAUUUGGAGAUACCCUUCGCUGUCCUGCAGAUCUCAACACCAUAUCACAUAGCUAUACUGUAUUUUGUAAAUUAGUCUUUAAAAAUCUUGUUUAAAAAGUCAAUUCCAUGACACUUUAGGUUUCCAAGACCAGGAUUAAGUUUGCAAGCUUUUCCUUUGUGGCCAGGACAGAGCUAAUCUUUGUCUUUUCUAAGCAGGACAUUGAGGAUUUCUGAUUGAAAGUUUUUUGUGGGUUUGGUUUUUAACUGAACAAUCCAGUUUGUGAAGUCUGGAAAGCCUUUAUCAAUAAAGGAAUAAAAC
Molecule: messenger RNA, 2469 nt
Organism: Emys orbicularis (European pond turtle)
Lineage: Eukaryota; Metazoa; Chordata; Testudines; Emydidae
Gene: PABPC4
Product: poly(A) binding protein cytoplasmic 4
Exons: 15
Coding region: 219-2111 (630 amino acids)
Cellular component (GO): cytosol; ribonucleoprotein complex; nucleus
Molecular function (GO): mRNA 3'-UTR binding; poly(U) RNA binding; poly(A) binding
Source: RefSeq, a predicted model, not a curated record